GGGGCGGCCUUGCCCACCGAGACGGCUUUCUGUCCCGGGCUCCGCGCCUUUUGGGAGACGCCGCGACCUCAGGUAGCGGGUGUUGUCAGCUGGGCAUGGCGGCAUGGAACCCGGCCGCGGCAGCGCUUUUGCUCCGCCGGACCCUCGGGAUUCCUCUUCUUCACUGUGCCCAGCGGAUGUUUGCCUCGCAGACUGAGGGGGAGCUCAAAGUAACCCAAAUUCUCAAAAAAAACUUUCCUCAAGCUACAACCAUCAAAGUCACUGACAUUUCAGGAGGCUGUGGGGCAAUGUAUGAAAUUCAAAUUGAAUCAGAAGAAUUUAAGGAGAAGAGGACUGUCCAGCAGCACCAGAUGGUAAACCAGGCCAUGAGAAGGGCAUACUUUCCUUCCAAGUUCCAGUUCAAAGAAUGCCAGGAAAGGCCUCUGGUCCGCCCCUCUUGAAUCAGAAGCCACCCUGGACUAAUCGACUGGCGUUUAGGAGAUGUGCAGUCACUGCAGCCUCUCUCCACUGGAAUGAAGGGAGGGGCAGUUGCCAAAAGAAGUAAGGCUUCUGUUCUCCAAAGAAGAGUCUGGAACAAAGCAACAGGUGUUCUCGACUGGAGAAAAGAUGAUGUGGCCUAGCAAGCCUCCUAGGAGUCUGGGGCCACCUGGGAAACUGGUACUCUCCCCUCUGCUUCACCCCAACCCCUCUCCAGGGGACUCGGCAGGCCCACCGAAAUGUGGCAAUCCUGUCAGUUCUGCAUGUCUGCACCCAAGUCUGGCAACAAGAAGACUUUAAAGUGCCCCCCCGCCCAAGCUGUUCUUCCCCCAAAAUUAAA
Molecule: messenger RNA, 817 nt
Organism: Artibeus jamaicensis (Jamaican fruit-eating bat)
Lineage: Eukaryota; Metazoa; Chordata; Mammalia; Chiroptera; Phyllostomidae
Gene: BOLA3
Product: bolA family member 3
Exons: 4
Coding region: 96-440 (114 amino acids)
Source: RefSeq, a predicted model, not a curated record